AUGGCCCUUAAGCCAAGUGGUCACAGCACAUCCUUCGCGAUAGACAGCAUUUUAAACAGCAGUCUGAAUCGAAAUAGACUCAGUGAAGAGUUGUCAACAGGGAAGAUGUCUGUGGAUUCUGCUUGCAGUCCAAUCAAAUUCACCCCAGAGUCGGAUGAAGGCCUCUCUGCCAAUACCACCUCUUCGGCUUCUAUAACUAUCUCUCCCACACAGUCAGAUGUUCCAAUACUACAUCCGAAACCACCAGCGUUUCCGCCCCCAACUUCCCUGCUGCCGCCAUUUCAAAUUUCUCCUUACAGAUUCACUUCAAACCCUUUCGAAUUCCGUCGAAGCAGCCUGUACAAAUAUUUUUCCUCUCAUCCACAUAAUCUUUCUCAUCCAAAUGUACCGCCCUCCAUGGAUCAUGGCGAUGAAGGUGACGACGAGGACGACGGUGGAGUAAUCACUCCUUCAAACUCUUUGCAUUUUCGCACAUUUGAAUUGCGCCGUCGUCGCACAUCCACACCUUCUAUUACAUCACUUUCUGGGGUUGCAGAUGCCACUCGCAGGAAACGCGCUCGUGUUUCCUUCUCUUCCAGUCAGGUUCAUGUACUGGAAGAGCGAUUUGAUCGGCAAAAGUAUCUCAGCAGUGCAGAACGCGCAGAGAUGUCACGAGACCUGGGGCUCUCUGAAACUCAGGUGAAAAUAUGGUUCCAGAAUCGACGCUACAAGACGAAAAAACGAGCCUUACAGGAGGCAGUGGAGCUGCAACGCUGUGAUACUGCGAUGGACGGUGUGUCAAGUUUGUACCAUUUUGCGUCACCGGCUGUUCCAUCUACUGGAGAGGUUCCAGAAAGCCAAAGAACUUUUCCACUGCCUCUCAGCGUACCGAUAUCCCCCAAUGAAGCAAUUCAAGAGCGAAUUGUGCAGAUUAUUCGCGAAUACGGUCCCAUCCCUUCCUCUCCGUGGAUGCUUCGGAAAAAUGAAGAACGAAAUGAGAAUGAAUCGAUUAAAGCACGCUGCUAUCGGUGA
Messenger RNA from Hydatigera taeniaeformis, 1011 nucleotides. Lineage: Eukaryota; Metazoa; Platyhelminthes; Cestoda; Cyclophyllidea; Taeniidae. The record is from the annotation of a GenBank genome assembly.